CGACAAUCCGAAACUGAUGUGAUACGGUACAACUAACGUUAGAGUAAAGUUAUCAAGACUUUGGAAAGGAAGGAAGUGAGGAGCCAAAUGAGAAAACCAGGGAUUGUUCCUGAAUUCAUAUCUAAAUAUAUCAUACAUAUCAUUUUGCCUUAUUAAUAGUGUUUAAUACUGAUAAGGAAAGAAGCUGGAAGGCGGAACAUGUUGCGUUUCUUUCGACAUAGUCGAGCCAGGAUUCUGUCGCAGCUGGCAACAACACCAUCUGGACGACGCUUAGCGGGGGCAGUUCCCGCCGUACAGCACCAAACAUCCCGCUCGUACAAUGUUGGUCGCGAUGUGUACGGAUUUCGACAAUCGGCUUGGCAGCCGCUUAAUUUGAUAGGCCUUCAACAACAAGCAGAGGGGGAGAAAAUUAUUACAGACAAAGCUGUAAUACAGAAUAGGAUUGAGAAUGCCAAUCUGCUCCGACUUGUAACAGCCUACAGGGAACAUGGACACAAAAGGGCAACGCUGGAUCCUUUGGGGCUGUUGCAACUCCAAUCUGUGCCUGAGUUAGAUCCUCAUCUGUAUGGACUCUCACCUCAUAACAGUGAACUGUACAACUUGACAGGUAUUGUAAACAUUGGAAAAAAGGAAGGAACAAUUCAAGAGGUUAUUGAGCAUCUACAGAAGGCUUACUGUGGCAGUAUUGCUGUUGAAUUUGCUCACUUACUGACAAGUGAAGAGAGAGAAUGGUUUUCCAACGAAGCUGAAGAGAGCCCUCAUUGGUUUGUAUCUAAUGCCACCCGGCAGAGGAUUGCACAAUUGAUGGCAGACGCUCAGGCUUUUGACCAAUUCAUGACCACCAAGUUUGCGACUGUAAAGCGUUACGGUGGGGAAGGAGCUGAGAGCAUGAUGGCAUUUUUCCAUCAACUUUUUACUCAAGCUGUUUCAGAUGGAGUUGAAGACAUUGUUCUUGCCAUGCCACAUAGAGGGCGUUUGAAUCUUUUAAUGGGACCACUUGGUUUCUCACCACUGGUGAUGAUGAAGAAACUCCGGGGUAACCCAGAGUAUGCCCCACAUCUGCACUGUGUGGGAGACAUACCAACCCAUCUCUGGACGUCCGUGGAUCUGGAUGUGGACGGAAAAGAAUUGCAUCUCUCUCUCAUUCCUAAUCCUUCACAUCUUGAGGCUAAUAUACCUGUUGGCAUUGGUAAAGCUAGAGGGCGCCAGAUGAGAAAACAAGAAGGUGACUAUGCUGCUGAUCUGCCAUCUGAUUGUUGUCAUGGCGAUAAAGUCUUGAACGUUCUUCUUCAUGGUGAUGCAGCUUUUGUUGCCCAGGGGGUGAUUGCUGAAUGUUUUGCGAUGGCCAACCUUCCUCACUAUGCAGUAGGUGGAUCCAUACACCUAGUUGUCAACAACCAAAUUGGCUUCACCACACCAUCUGAGAGAGGGCGCUCUUCUCCAUACUGUAGUGACAUUGCCAAAAUGAAUGGAAAUCCUGUUAUCCAUGUGAAUGGCAUGGAUCCUGAGGCUGUUCUAUCAGCUUGCAGGCUUGCAGUGAGCUACAGACACAAAUUCAGGAAAGAUGUGGUGGUUGAUUUUUUGUGCUUCCGUCGCUGGGGUCAUAACGAGCUUGACGACCCCUCCUUCACCCAGCCCAUCAUGUAUGAUAACAUCCGAUCAAGGCUCAGCAUACCAGAUACAUACAUCCAGAAAGCUGCCGAAGAGGGAUCUAUCAGUAAGGAAGAGAUUGACAAGAAUGUUUCAGAGAAGAUUCAGGAGUGGAAUCGAUGUCUGAAAGAAGCAGACUCCUCCCCCGCCCAUGCCUAUGAAUCCAUACGUCAGGGUCAAUGGUCAUCAUGUGAUCCUCCUCCAUCACACAUUGCAUUAUGGGAUACAGGUGUUGAAACAGAUUUACUGAAAUUCAUUGGGGGAAAGUCUGUAGAGAUUCCUAAUGAUUUUGGUAUACACCCGCAUCUAAAGAAGAUCUUUGUAGAUGCAAGAUUGAAGAAACUAGAGGAGGGAUCUUCUAUAGAUUGGGCUACUGCAGAGAGUUUGGCUUUUGGGUCAUUGCUACUUCAAGGAUUCAAUGUGAGACUAAGUGGUCAAGAUGUAGGGCGGGGUACCUUCAGUCAUCGUCAUGCCAUGCUGGUUGAUCAGGAUAAUGACAGUAUUCACAUACCACUCAACCACAUUGAUCAAUCACAAAGAGGAUUCUUUGAGGUUGCAAACAGCCCAUUGUCAGAAGAAGCUGUGUUAGGUUUUGAGUAUGGGAUGAGCAUAGAGACUCCUAAUCUGAUGGUUAUAUGGGAGGCUCAGUUUGGUGAUUUCUUCAAUGCUGCUCAGACAAUCAUCGAUACCUACAUCUUUCCUGGAGAGUUAAAAUGGCUUCUCCAAAGUAGUCUCGUCAUGCUGCUUCCCCAUGGCUUUGACGGAGCUGGCCCCGAGCACUCUUCCUGUCGUCUUGAGCGAUUCCUUCAGGCUUGUGACAGCAGCGAUGAGAGAGUGGAUGGAGAUAAUGUCAAUGUGCAGAUUGCCAACCCAACAACACCAGCUCAGUACUUUCAUCUUCUACGACGGCAGAUGGUCCGUAACUACAGGAAGCCUUUGAUCAUGGCCUCUCCAAAGAUCCUUCUACGUCUUCCAGCUGCCACUUCAGACCUCUCAGAGAUGGGUCCUGGAACUAGUUUUAGACCAGUUAUAGAUGACAAGACUACUGAUCCUAAAAGUAUCCAGAAGAUUAUUAUAUGCUGUGGAAAGCACUACUAUGCGCUACAGAAGGAGAGGGAGAGCAGACAGGCUCAUCAUAUAGCCAUAGUGAGGGUCGAGUCUCUGUGCCCCUUCCCAGCUGACGUCCUGCAAAGUGUUUUAAGUAGAUAUACUAAUGCCAAAGAAUAUGUUUGGAGUCAAGAGGAACACAAGAAUAUGGGGGCGUGGUCCUUUGUAGCACCUCGCUUUGAAAACCUUGUUGGGUAUAAGCUUGCCUAUGCUGGGAGAGAUGUUCUUGGAGUUCCUGCUGUUGGCACUGCAACCCUACACCAAGAAGAGGUCAGACAGAUCAUGGUUCGGACGUUUGAUCGGUAGUUUCUACUAAAGAUCUUAUUCAAUAUGAAUGUAAUGAAAACAUGGGUGAUAUUACAUUGAUGUUAUGACUUUGUAUGUGUACAAGAUGAUCUUAUUCUUAAACAAAGGUUCCUAUUUUUAGCAGAGAUGCCAACCUUGUAAAAUAAAUUGAAGUAUGCCUUUUUUAUGGAUUAAACAAAAGUAUUUUUGGUGGUAAAACAGUAUUUUUUCCACUUUGCUGCAAUAGACAUGUGCGAAUUUGGAACAAAGCGUAUAUCAUGAAACCUGCAGUAUUUUCAAUGAAAAGUAGUUUAAAAUACUGCCAACGGGAGCAAUUAUCUUUCAUGCUUUUAAGUUUCUCACCAAAAUCUGUGCCAUGUCUUUGAGCAAGAAGUCCACUCAGUAUCUUUCCAUGUGGCAUUCCUGCAUUCUGUAUUGUUUUGUGUAUGCUGAAAAGGGAGGAUUAGAAGGAAAGAGAAGUCAAGUGGGAUUGCCACUGAAAUAUGUAGUUCAGACUUUUGUCAAAGUACCUUUAUGUUUGGUUAAGAACAUCUCAUAAUGCAAACACUUGAUGCAAACGGACACACACUGCCAUCACAUGCUGAAUAUUACUAUAGUGUCACUGUCAUUAUCAAUUUUUUCAAGUUCAUAGCAUUGUAACUUUUUUGUAGAA
This is a messenger RNA of Lytechinus variegatus (green sea urchin), 3715 nucleotides long. It is a transcript of the gene dhtkd1, whose product is annotated as probable 2-oxoglutarate dehydrogenase E1 component DHKTD1, mitochondrial. Gene Ontology annotation, biological process: tricarboxylic acid cycle. The record is from RefSeq and is a predicted model, not a curated record. The transcript is spliced from 21 exons. NCBI's taxonomy places the organism in Eukaryota, Metazoa, Echinodermata, Echinoidea, Temnopleuroida, Toxopneustidae. The coding region runs from base 199 to 3063 and encodes 954 amino acids. Gene Ontology annotation, molecular function: thiamine pyrophosphate binding; oxoglutarate dehydrogenase (succinyl-transferring) activity.